AUGACUGAUAUUACAGAGCAAGUAUAUGAUUACGUGAAAGAAAUCAUAGACGUAGUUGAAGAUGAGCAUAUUCUUGCAGAUCUAUCUGCCAUUCAAGCUAAAUUUGAACAAAUAGUAAAAUCUGGUGACAUUCAAGGUCAAAAGAGCUCUUUCUUGUUAUCAUGGGAUAGAUUAGUUAAUACAUUUAGUAGCAAAAGGCUUCCGAACAUUCUUGCUUUUCGUGAUUUGUUUAAAUUAUUAUCUCAAAUUCGUAAAACAGCUCGUCCAUUUUCAAAUGAAGAAUACUACCCAUCAAAGCUUACAUCAAUUUACGUUAAAUCUGUCGAAAAAUUUAAGAAUUACCUUGGUACUUUUAAAGAUGCAAUCAAUAAUAACACUUUACUUACUGAUAAGCAAUAUGUUGCUCUAGCGAACAGUUUCUAUGAGGAUGUAUCUGAUUCUAUUGCUAGAACAUUCAUGCUUUCAAGUGUUCCUAAUAAAAACGAACUAAUCGAGAAAAUCCAAAAAACAACAGAAACAUUUGUGAAUGUAUUUCAGAAUUCACCACAAUACCUUCAAACUCCGCAAGCUGUCGAUAACCUUACAAUUCUAUUUAAUGACUAUUUCAAACCAAAAUCAAAACAUUCUACUCCAAAGAGUUCCGGAUCAUCCAAAUCCAAACGAAUACUAAUUCCAGAAGAUACAGACACUAUGACGAGGCAGAUUCUUUCGAUUGAACAACUAAGAUCUGAUUUAUCUGAAUGUAGUCGAAGAAUUGCUGAACAUGCUUCUGUAUCUAGAGGUGAUUUAGCCCAUAAAUUAAUUGAUGAAAGUCAAUAUUUGUCAAUUCUUGCUAAUGCUGAAAUUAUUGUAAAUGACGAUUCCCAAAAAGCAGAAAUGGAUCGUCAGAUACAAGCAUACAAGGAAUUAGCUCAAAUGAUAAACAGAGCAGAUGCUAUUCCUUUGGAUGUAGACAUGGAUAAGCUUGAAUCAAUGAACAAAUUGCAAUUAAUUUCAUUAAUUGAAUCAUUAUUGAGAAAAGAGAAGGUUCCUCUUGAACUUAAGGUAUCUAAAGGUGCUCCUGAUGAUUACAAAGAGCUUGCAAGGAGAUACGAUGAAGCUAGGAAGUAUAAUGAAGAGAUAGAAGCAACAGUUCAAAAAUUAAAUUUGCAAAUUGUCCAGCUAAAAGGAGAGAACAAGAGAUUGAAGAUAGAAUAUGAUAGCGCAAAUAAUGUUAAAGUUCUUAAAGACAGAAUUAAAGAAAUUGAUCAGAGAAGAUCUGAAAUUGCAGAUGAGUUGAGAAGAAACAUGAUAACUGGACAAACAAUGACUAUACAUGGAACAAGACCAACUGCUGACUUAUAUAGAGAUGAAAUUACAGCAUUAAAAGAAGAAAGAGACGAAAUUCUUGAACAAUUACAAGAAAAUGCUGAAGAUGGAGCGAAUCUUAAAAUUAAGCUUUUAGAAAAAGAAAAUAAACAGUUGCAGCAGCAACUUCAAGAAAAAAUUGAAAGAAUUCAGAAACUUGAAUCACAAGUUCAAAGUAAUAAGAGAUACUACUCAUAA
Messenger RNA from Trichomonas vaginalis G3, 1545 nucleotides. RefSeq lists its product as uncharacterized. The transcript has a single exon. The record is from RefSeq and is a predicted model, not a curated record. NCBI's taxonomy places the organism in Eukaryota, Parabasalia, Trichomonadida, Trichomonadidae. Bases 1 to 1545 code for a protein of 514 amino acids.